Messenger RNA from Solea solea (common sole), 2873 nucleotides. RefSeq names its product NLR family CARD domain-containing protein 3-like. Bases 355 to 2796 code for a protein of 813 amino acids. NCBI's taxonomy places the organism in Eukaryota, Metazoa, Chordata, Actinopteri, Pleuronectiformes, Soleidae. The transcript has 7 exons. Gene Ontology annotation, molecular function: protein binding. The record is from RefSeq and is a predicted model, not a curated record.
CCUGGUUUGAUGUCCGUGUAACAGACAGAAUAAACUUAGUAUCGUAGAUUAAGACUGGAGGAGCAGCAACCAGAGGCGCGGUCGAGCCGUUAACCCUGACAGGAAGAUCACGCCUCCGUAAGAGCUGAUAAGGCAUGUGAUCACCUAACCUCAGGUGACAGUUCUGAGGAAGGCAGAAGAUAAACGGCCAAAGUGGUCCGACAAGUUUUCUCUCGUGUGAUCACUGGACUGAACACAGAUCCACAUCAGACGUCCUCCAGGAAACAUGAAGGAGAUUUUCCACUCAAACUGAGAGACGAGGACAGAGCAGAGUCUCCAGGACCCAGCGGUCUGUCUGUGAAGAGUGACCAGUCUAUGGGAAAACCUUUACACUUCAGUCAUGAACCUGGAGCCUCAGAGACAAAAGACCAGUUUGCUGUUUCUGUGGACGAGCAGACGUCCCGCUGUCCUCUGUGUCAGGACGUCCUGAAGCAUCCAAUCUUCACCAGCUGCGGUCACCGGUUCUGCAAACGCUGCAUCUCUUCGUACUGGGACCAGUCUGGUCCACCAGGAGACUCCUGCUGUCCCCAGUGUGGACAAAGACCCAGGACAGGACAUGGACCACAGAGCAUCCCAGAUGUUGGUCUGCAGAAGGUUCUAGAUGAACAUAAGAUCAGUCUGAGGAGGAGAUUUGAACAUGUGACUGAAGGAACUGAAGGAACAGGAAGUAGAACCCUCCUGAACAGGAUCUUCACUGAGCUCUACAUCACAGAGGGACAGAGUGAAGAGGUCAAUACUCAACAUGAGGUGAUGCAGCUGGAGACGACCUCCAAGAAGAAGACGGUCCAGGACACUCCCAUCAAGUGCUGCGACAUCUUUAAACCCUUACCUGACCAGCAGGGGAGCAUCAGAGUCGUCCUAACCAACGGCGUCGCUGGUGUUGGAAAAACCUUCUCGGUGCAGAAGUUCACUCUGGACUGGGCCGAGGGUUUGGAAAACCACGAUGUGAAUCUGCUGAUUGUGCUCUCGUUCAGGGAGCUGAACCUGAUCAGAGAUCAGCAGCACAGUCUUCUCACGCUGCUCCAUGUUUUCUAUCCAACAUUAGAGAAGGUCAGCGCAGAGAAGCUCGCUGUCUGUAAACCUUUGUUCAUCUUUGACGGCCUGGAUGAAAGCAGACUCUCACUGGACUUCAGCAGCAGGACGCUGCUUUCUGACGUCACACACAUGUCAUCAGUCAACGUGCUGCUGACCAACCUCAUCCAUGGGAAUCUGCUUCCCUCGGCUCUCAUCUGGAUAACUUCUCGACCUGUGGCGGCCAAUCAGAUCCCUCCUACAUGUGUUGCCAGGGUAACAGAAGUACGAGGCUUCACUGACGACCAGAAGGACGAGUACUUCAGGAAGAGAUCCAGAACUGAAGAUCUGUCCAGCAGAAUCAUCUCACACAUCAAGACGUCCAGGAGCCUCCACAUCAUGUGUCAAGUCCCAGUCUUCUGCUGGAUCAGUGCUACAGUUCUGGAGCACAUGUUGACAACAGAGCAGAGAGGAGAGCUGCCCAAGACCCUGACAGACCUGUACUCACACUUCCUGCUGGUUCAGACAAAGAGGAAGAAGAACAAGUACGAUAAAGGACAUGAGACGAGUCCACAGGAGCUGACGGAGGCCGACAGGGACUUUCUUCUGAAGCUGGGAAAGCUGGCCUUUAAACAUCUGCAGAAAGGAGACAUCAUGUUCUACCAAGAAGACCUGAAGCGGUGUGGUCUUAGUGUGACAGAGGCCUCGGUGUACUCAGGAGUUUGUACAGAGAUCUUCAGAAGAGAGAGCGUGAUCUUCCAGAAAUCAGUCUACUGCUUUGUUCAUCUGAGUGUUCAGGAGUUUCUGGCUGCAGUCUACAUGUUCCACUGUUUCAGCAGCAGGAAGAAAAAGGUCCUGAAUACCUUCCUGAGAAAACCUAAUUUUAUUAACAAGCUCUCCUCAGUUUUUGGAACCAUUGCUGAGAGUGACUUAUCUCUGGAUGUGUUCCUGAACGCAGCCAUGGAGAAAUCACUUCAAAGGGAAAAUGGUCACCUGGACCUGUUUGUUCGCUUCCUUCAUGGACUCUGUCUGGAGUCCAACCACAGACUCUUAGGAGGUCUGCUGGGUCAGACUCAGAACAGUCCAGAAAUCAUCCAGAGGGUCAUUGAGAACCUGAAGGAGAUGAACACAGACAACAUCUCACCUGACAGAAGCAUCAACAUCUUCCACUGUCUGACAGAGAUGAACGAGCAAUCAGUGCAUCAGGACAUCAAAAAGUUCAUGAAGUCAAAGAACAGAAAAAAGAAACUCUCUGAGAUCCACUGCUCAGCUCUGGCCUACAUGCUGCUGAUGUCUGAGGAGGUUCUGGAUGAGUUGGACCUGAGCAAGUACAGAACAUCAGACCAGGGGAAACAGAGACUGAUUCCAGCUGUGAGGAACUGCAGGAAGGCUCGGUUGAGUGGCUGCAGAUUGACAGAGAUCAGCUGUUCUUCUCUGGUCUCAGCUCUGAAGUCCAACCCCUCACACCUGAGAGACCUGAACCUGAGUCAUAACAAGCUGCAGGAUUCAGGAGUGAAGCUGCUGUGUUCUGGACUGGAGAGUCCACAUUGUAGACUGGAGACUCUGGGGUUGAGGGGCUGCAGUUUGACAGAGAUCAGCUGUUCUUCUCUGGUCUCAGCUCUGAAGUCCAACCCCUCACACCUGAGAAAACUGGACCUGAGUUAUAACCAGCUGCAGGAUUCAGGAGUGAAGCUGCUGUGUUCUGGACUGGAGAGUCCACAUUGUAGACUGGAGACUCUGUGGUGAGUUCACUGACUGAAGCUGCUGUUGUUUUUUUAAACUUUCAUUUCAUUUACAUUAAACUCAUUUUAUUCACUGAUGAA